Molecule: messenger RNA, 2674 nt
Organism: Brachypodium distachyon (stiff brome)
Lineage: Eukaryota; Viridiplantae; Streptophyta; Magnoliopsida; Poales; Poaceae
Product: probable sulfate transporter 3.5
Exons: 12
Coding region: 285-2252 (655 amino acids)
Biological process (GO): transmembrane transport
Cellular component (GO): membrane
Molecular function (GO): secondary active sulfate transmembrane transporter activity
Source: RefSeq, a predicted model, not a curated record
GCAAUGCGCUCGACGAGUCGAUCCUGACACGCUGCACAACCGCCCGCGCGCGCACACGCACUCACUCGAUCGUCUUCGUCUGCUUGCCCCGCCGCUAACACAAGCCAUAAUUAGGCUUGAGAAGAUAUUAACCACACAAAGCCAAGAGCACUGCGCCCGAGUCGAUCGCGUCUGGUUCCCCAUCGUCCUCGAUCGGCAACUGACUGCUGCUUUGCAACCGGGCGAAUCCUCCGGCCGGCCGGAUCGAGAAUUCGAGAUCAUCUAUCUAUCGGGUACGUUGUUCCAUGGGGUCGGCGGCCGGCGACGGCGACCGCCAGUACGCGAUGCACCACGGCUCCGCGGCGGCGGAUCAGCGGGUGAACCUCGCGGCGCGGCGGCCGUUCGUCGAGGCGCUGCGCUCGGGCCUCGCGGAGACCUUCUUCCCCGACGACCCGUUUCGCGGCUUCGGGGCGCUCCCGCCGGCGAAGCGGGCGUGGGGCGCGCUCAAGUACUUCGUGCCGGCGCUGGAGUGGGCGCCGCAGUACGGGCUCGGCAAGUUCAAGUACGACCUCCUCGCCGGCAUCACCAUCGCCAGCCUCGCCAUCCCGCAGGGCAUCAGCUACGCGCGCCUCGCCAACCUCCCGCCCAUCAUCGGCCUCUAUUCGAGCUUCGUGCCGCCGCUGCUGUACGCGGUGUUCGGGAGCUCCAACAACCUGGCCGUGGGCACCGUGGCGGCGGCGUCGCUGAUGCUGGCGUCCAUCGUCGAGGACGAGGUGAAUCCGGACGACAACCCGGAGCUGUACCUCCGGCUCUUCUACACCUCCGCCUUCUUCACCGGCAUUUUCCAGACCGCCUUAGGCGUCUUCAGAUUAGGGCUGAUAGUUGAUUUCCUGUCGCGGUCGACGAUCACCGGGUUCAUGGGCGGCACGGCCAUGAUCAUCAUAAUGCAGCAGCUCAAGGGGAUGCUGGGGAUGAAGCACUUCACCCCCAAGACUGAUGUCAUCUCCGUCGUCGGCUCCAUCUUCCGUUACAGACAUGAGUGGAAAUGGCAGAGUGCGAUUCUCGGCAUAUGCUUCGUUUUGUUCUUGCUCUCAAGUAAGCACCUGAGGAAGAAAAUGCCAAAUUUGUUCUGGGUGUCGGCCAUUGCGCCUUUCAUGGUUGUCAUCAUCGGAGGCGUCUUCGCUUUCCUUGUCAAGGGAGAUGAGCAUGGCAUUCCAAUUGUUGGUGACCUGAAGAAAGGGCUUAAUCCUCUCUCCAUUUCACAGUUAACUUUCGAGGCUAAGCACGUAGAGAUAGCUGUGAAAGCAGGUCUCAUGUCUGGGAUCCUAGCACUCGCUGAAGGAAUAGCCGUGGGACGAAGCUUGGCCAUGAUCAAGAACGAACAGAUCGACGGUAACAAGGAGAUGAUUGCGUUCGGUAUGAUGAACAUCAUCGGCUCUUUCACCUCCUGUUACCUCACAACAGGGCCGUUCUCAAAAUCGGCAGUGAACUUCCACGCCGGUUGCAAGACGCCUAUGUCGAACGUGGUGAUGUCCGUGUGCAUCAUGCUAGUGCUGCUGUUCCUGGCUCCUCUCUUCAAGUACACCCCGCUAGUGGCGCUCUCUUCCAUCAUCGUCGUCGCCAUGAUCGGGCUGAUCAAGGUGAAGGAGUUCAUCCACCUCUACAAGAUCGACAAGUUCGACUUCUGCAUCUGCAUGGUCGCUUUCUUGGGCGUCGUCUUCUUCACCAUGGUCAUAGGCCUAAGCGCAUCAGUAGGUUUGUCAGUACUCAGGACAUUGUUGUACGUGGCCAGGCCGGCAACUUGCAAGCUCGGAAGCAUAGCCGGGACAGAGAUCUUCCGCGAUGUAAAGCAAUACCCAUAUGCCAAGAGCUUCCUCAACAUCCUCGUCUUGCAGCUGGGUUCUCCCAUUUAUUUCAUCAACGCAGGCUACUUGCGAGAAAGGAUUUUGAGAUGGGUGGAAGAUGAGGAAAACAUUUGCAAGGUGCACGGGCAAGAUUUGCAGCACCUGAUUCUUGAUCUUGGUGGUGUGACUUCAAUUGACAACACGGGGAUCGGGAUGCUAGUAGAAAUUCACAAGAGUUUGGACAGGAAAGGCAUAAGGAUAGUCCUGGCAAACCCCAGGCUACAGGUGACAGAGAAGCUGGUCCUAUCUGGGUACAUCAAGGACACCGUAGGGGAGGAGAGCGUGUUCCUGACCGUCAAGGACGCCAUCGCGUCGUGCCGGUACGCGCUGCAGACGUCCAGAAGCAAGGAGGGAGAAAGUGAAGUAUAGCGAUUUCCUGUUUAGGAGGCAUGGGAGGAUGUAGAUAUCGUGGUGUGGCAGGCAGGAAGAAGAUGCAUGCGCGUCCCACUUAGCGACAUGUAGAAGAUUCAUCAGAGCUGCAAACAAUGAAAGACGAUUCGGUCGCACAGAUUGGGUUGGAUGCCUGGAUGGUCUCUGCAUGUGCUGAACUGUAUCAGGAUUAAUUAAGGGUAGUUUUCAGGAUCCUUGUAAGGGGAAGGAAAUAGCGGUGCAGGCAAAAGUAAUGUUCUCUUGUGUAUAACAGUUUAGAUAUUGUUAUUUUUCUGGGGUCAUAGUGAACCUUACAGAUUUGCUUGUAUCAGGUUGACGUUAUAGAAUGCGUAAGAACAAUGCUCAGUUGCUGGAUGAAUAAAGCGUAUUCAUCUGCAAAUGAUAAGAGUAUUUUUACUGCA